Molecule: messenger RNA, 1590 nt
Organism: Orbilia oligospora ATCC 24927
Lineage: Eukaryota; Fungi; Ascomycota; Orbiliomycetes; Orbiliales; Orbiliaceae
Exons: 4
Coding region: 1-1590 (529 amino acids)
Biological process (GO): transmembrane transport
Cellular component (GO): membrane
Molecular function (GO): transmembrane transporter activity
Source: RefSeq, a predicted model, not a curated record
AUGCCAAUGCAUUUGCAUAUGCACAUCAACUCAAAAGACCGAACAGCGGUCGCUUCGAAUCCGGGUGCCCCAGAUUCGGAUGUUACAAUCAGUCCGGCCGAUCUUGAGGGCAUGGAAAUAUGCCAUCACGUCGAGACAUUAGAUGAGAAACAACGAUUGAGGAAACUCGAUUGGGGUUUAAUACCAUGGCUUUCUCUACUAUAUUUGCUGGCUUUCCUUACUCGUACAAACAUCGGAAAUGCCAAACUCGCCGGGUUUACAACAGCAAUCCAUCUCGACGCGAGUGGUGAACAGUACAAUCUCGCCCUCGCCUUGUUUUUCAUUUCCUACUCGCUUUUCGAACCCGUCUCCAAUGUCCUUCUUAAGAUGCUCAAGCCCAAUCACUACUUGACGCUUCUUAUGGUUCUUUGUGGUAUUAUCACAAUCAGUACCGGUUUCGUUUCAAACGCUGGCGGCCUCUUCGCCGCUAGAUUCUGCUUGGGUGUCGUCCAAGCUGGUGUUUUCCCAGGUGUCAACUACAUUCUUUCUUGCUGGUACCGUCGUUCCGAACUUGGUUUCCGAAGUGCAAUUUUCUUCUCCGCAGCUGCCAUUUCCGGCUCCUUCGGUGGCCUGCUCGCCUACGGUUUACAGCAAAUGGACGGCAUCGCCGGAAGAGGUGGUUGGUCAUGGAUCUUUAUCAUCGAAGGUGUCAUCGUCGUUAUUAUCGGUGCCAUUUCUUGGUGGAUGGUAUUCAAUUUCCCAGAGGAUUACGCCAACAAGCCCAACAGCAAGCGUGCCAAACUCAUCAGAUGUGUCGAAGAAAACAGCCACAGAAGAGACUCUGUCCCAGCUGAUACACCACCAGAGAGACCAUUCUCCCAGACCCUCAAGCUUAGCUUGACAGAUUGGAAGACAUGGACUGGUAUCAUGAUCUACGGUGGUGCCGCUGGUCCCCUCUUCGCCUUCUCGCUUUUCCUUCCUUCGAUCAUUGCAGAUAUGGGAACAUACAGUACAACAACCUCCCAGCUUCUUACAAUCCCGCCAUACGUCGUUGGUUGUAUCGCCACUCUUGUCAUCGCUUUGAUCGCCGAUAGAACCGCCCAACGUGGUCUUUGCAGCAUUUUCACCUGUCUUUUCGCCAUUCUCGGUUUCUUCCUUUUGUUGUUUGGCAAGAACGUCGCAAUGAAGUACACUGGUACCUUCCUUGCUGCCAUCGGUAUCUACCCAUGUAUCCCCAACGCUGUCGCCUGGAGUUCAAACAAUAUCAUCGAUCCGGGCAAGCGUGGAUUGUCUCUUGGUUUUGUCAUCGGUCUCGGUAACCUGGCUGGUGUUGUCAACUGUUUCGUCUACAGACAGAAAGACAAGCCCGACUACAAGAUGGGACACGGUGUCGUUUUGGGUUUCUUGAUUGUCUUGUUAUUGGGUGGUAGUUGUUUGCAGCAUUUCAUGUUGGUUAGGGAGAACCAGAAGAAGAGAGAGCAUUUGGCUUAUAUUGCCGAUCGCGAGAAGAACGGUGCUCAAGAGGAGCUUAAGAAGAUCGAAGAAGAAGACAAGAAGAGAAGAGAAGACGGCAAUGAGGAUAGUGAUGACAACUUUGUCUACGUCGAGUAA